CGCCCGCGGGAGGUUCCGGGGGCAGAGUCCGCGGCCAUGGCGGAGCCGGAGGGGCCCGGGAGCAGCUGCAGGCUGGAGUUUGCAGUGCAGAUGAGCUGCCGGGGCUGCGCCGACGCCGUGAGGGCAGCGCUGGAGGGGACCUCAGGGGUGAAGCUGCUGGAGCUGCUCCCCCAGGCCCAGACCGUGCUGGUGGAGACCUCCCUGGGGGCCGAGCGGGUGCAGGAGCUGCUGGAGAACUCGGGGUGCAGGGCUGUGCUCAAGGGCAUGGGGGGCUCCCCUGACGCGCCCCCCGGGGGUGCAGCCGUGGCGGCCCUGGGGGGUCCCGGGGGGGUCCGGGGGCUGGUUCGAUUCCUGCAGGUCUCCCCUGGGCGCUGCCUCGUGGACGGGGCCGUGUCGGGGCUCCCCCCGGGCCCCCACGGGCUCCACGUCCACGAGUUCGGGGACCUGUCGGACCCCUGUGACAGGUACCGGG
Corapipo altera (White-ruffed manakin) is the source of this 472-nucleotide messenger RNA. RefSeq names its product copper chaperone for superoxide dismutase-like. The annotation marks the transcript as partial. Gene Ontology annotation, molecular function: copper ion binding. Gene Ontology annotation, biological process: removal of superoxide radicals. The transcript is spliced from 4 exons. The record is from RefSeq and is a predicted model, not a curated record. Lineage: Eukaryota; Metazoa; Chordata; Aves; Passeriformes; Pipridae.